AUUACAUAGAUAUAUUAACAUAUUCGGACAGAACCAGCUUGGGCAUAAAAAUGGAGCUUCAUCAGAAAUAUUUUUGACACCCGAAUUCAAAGUUUCUUAUUCGAUUUUAGUGGGAGACAUCAACGGCAUUAGACUGAGUUAAAAAGUGUGAUUGGUGUGUUUUACAGCAACGAGCAGCGGCGGCAAUGGCAGCAUUGGUGAUGGAUCAUGGCUGGGUGAAAAAAUGAAGAAGAUGAGCCUAAAAAAAAAAUUAAAAAUAAUAAUCUUUCAUGUAUUUACACACACAUUUCAUGUAUUUUUAGAGGGGUAUUUUUGACCCUUUUCCUUUUAAAAAAUACUCUAUUCUUUUUCCUUUUUAGUAAAACUUUGAAAAUUAAUUUUGUUGAAAUUGCCUGUUUUCCCAUUUUCCAGUAAAAGUUCACAAAGUUUUCUGCAAUUAAAAAUAGCGUGGAAUUUCCGUGACUAAAAAGUCUAAAAUCUAAAGGUAAAUUAUCAGCACACCCAUUCAAUCAAAACUCUUUCAGAAAAAAAAUAGCAAAAACAUCCAUGGAAGAAAACAAAAUUACCAACAUAAUUAAAGAAACUCCUUUAUUAGAGUGGCCUCAACAAGCAUGGACUAAUUUACAAUUAGUUCGUCAAAACUCACCAUUAAUUCAAUGCAUAACAAACUUUGUUUCAAUGGAUUUUAUGGCAAACACUCUUUUAUCAGCAGGUGCAUCACCAGCAAUGAUACACUCCAUUGAUGAAAUCCCUGAAUUUACACCAAAAACCCUUGGAGUUUGUAUAAAUGCUGGAACACUCACACCUGACUGGUUACCUGCUAUGAUGUUGGCUGCACAGGUUGCUAACCAGUUUAAGAAGCCUUGGGUGCUUGAUCCUGUUGCUGCUGGUGGAUCAAGUUUCCGGUUAAAUGCGUGUUUGGACCUACUUGCUUUAAGGCCUAGUGUUGUUAGAGGCAAUGGGUCUGAGAUUCUUGCUCUUUUUAAGGGUUCUGUUGACUCAAAUUCUAAGGGUGUGGAUAGUGUACACGGUUCAAGCGAUGCUGUUGAAGCCGCAAAAUCCCUUGCUCAACAACUUGGUAGUGUAGUUGCUGUUUCUGGAGCUGUUGAUUUUAUCACCGAUGGUGAUAGGGUCGUCUGUGUGCAUAAUGGGGUGCCUAUGUUGCAAAAAAUUACUGCAUCUGGAUGUUCCGUCUCUGCUCUCAUUACUGCCUUUGUCGCAGUUGAUCCAUCUCAUGCAGUUGAAGCGACAGCUUCUGCAUUGGCUAUCUUUGGUGUCGCCAGUGAGAUAGGGAUGGACAUGGCUAAAGGUCCAGCUUCACUGCGGACACAAUUGAUUGAUUCGUUAUAUGGACUUGAUGAAGCUACUGCACUUGGUCGAGUAAGAAUCAGCCACUUCUAAUGCUUAGAGGAGAAAUGAAUGUGUCAUUGUCUAUUAGACCAAAUGUGAAGUUUUGUAGCAUCAAGUAUAUGUCGAAUAGUCCCUUCAUGUUUUUACUUGUUAGAUUUUUUACAUACUUUAACCCGUAAUAAAAACAUGCGUUUUUAAGUA
Lycium barbarum (goji berry) is the source of this 1551-nucleotide messenger RNA. Its product is annotated as hydroxyethylthiazole kinase. Bases 547 to 1401 code for a protein of 284 amino acids. The record is from RefSeq and is a predicted model, not a curated record. NCBI's taxonomy places the organism in Eukaryota, Viridiplantae, Streptophyta, Magnoliopsida, Solanales, Solanaceae. Gene Ontology annotation, molecular function: magnesium ion binding; ATP binding; hydroxyethylthiazole kinase activity. The transcript is spliced from 3 exons. Gene Ontology annotation, biological process: thiamine biosynthetic process.